Messenger RNA from Jatropha curcas, 2360 nucleotides. The record is from RefSeq and is a predicted model, not a curated record. Lineage: Eukaryota; Viridiplantae; Streptophyta; Magnoliopsida; Malpighiales; Euphorbiaceae.
AUCCGUCUCCGCGUGUAAAAACUUUCUUCAGAUUUUUCUCGAUAAACCCCUAGCACUUUCUUCACUACUCCAAAUCCGAGAUUCACGCAUGGAUCUUCUCCGAGGUUACAAAGACGACGACGAAUUAGGCGAACAUGACCGUCAAAACCCUAAUUCUUCACCGGAUUCAUCUCCUCCACGCCUCCUUCCCGCCAAAUCCACCGCCCCGAAGGUCGACGAUACUAUGUUAGCCCUGACGGUGGCGCAAGCCAACAAAACCCUAUCUAAGCCUAUUGAUCCCGUCAACCACGCCGUCGCCUUUAACCCUACCUAUGACCAGCUCUGGGCUCCCAUCUACGGCCCUGCCCAUCCUUUCGCCAAGGACGGUAUCGCCCAGGGAAUGCGAAAUCACAAGCUUGGCUUCGUGGAGGACGCCGCCAUCGAUUCGUUUGUCUUCGACGAGCAGUAUAAUACAUUCCACAAAUAUGGGUACGCUGCUGAUCCCUCGGCUUCUGAAGGUAACAAUUACAUUGGUGAUUUGGAUGCUUUGAAAAAGAAUGAUGGCAUUUCGGUUUACAAUAUACCACAGCACGAGCAAAAGAGACGAAAAUUUGAGAAAAAGAAGGAAACCGAGGAAGGUGAGGAUGAGGAUGUGGGUCCGGUUGUUGAUAAGGCGGAGAUUGAAAAUCCGGCGACCGAUGCUUGGUUGAUGAAGAAUAGGAAAAGCCCGUGGGCUGGCAAAAAGGAGGGUUUGCAAACAGAGUUGACGGAAGAACAGAAGAAAUACGCAGAGGAGUAUGCAAAGAAGAAAGAAGAGAAAGGAGCUGGAGCUGAUAGAGGAGAGGUUGUUGCUGAUAAGAGUACUUUUCAUGGCAAGGAAGAGAGGGAUUAUCAAGGGAGAUCCUGGAUUGCGCCACCUAAGGACGCUAAAGCAACUAACGAUCAUUGUUAUAUACCAAAGAGACUUGUGCACACAUGGAGUGGACAUACGAAGGGAGUUUCUGCAAUAAGGUUUUUCCCCAAACAUGGGCAUUUGAUUCUUUCUGCAGGGAUGGAUACCAAGGUGAAGAUAUGGGAUGUGUUCAAUUCGGGUAAGUGUAUGAGAACUUACAUGGGUCAUUCAAAGGCUGUUAGGGAUAUUUCAUUUUGUAAUGAUGGUACUAAGUUUUUGACUGCUGGGUAUGAUAAGAAUAUCAAAUAUUGGGAUACAGAGACUGGCCAGGUUAUAUCAACUUUUUCAACUGGGAAGAUCCCUUAUGUUGUUAAGCUUAACCCUGAUGAUGAUAAGCAGAAUAUAUUGUUAGCGGGUAUGAGUGAUAAGAAAAUUGUGCAGUGGGAUAUGAACACUGGGCAGAUUACUCAGGAGUAUGAUCAACAUUUGGGGGCCGUAAAUACCAUUACUUUUGUGGAUAAUAACAGGAGAUUUGUUACCUCAAGUGAUGAUAAAUCACUUCGUGUAUGGGAAUUUGGGAUUCCUGUUGUUAUCAAGUAUAUUAGUGAACCUCACAUGCAUUCUAUGCCAUCAAUCGCGGUUCAUCCCAACACAAAUUGGUUUGCAGCACAGAGCUUGGAUAACCAGAUUCUUAUAUACAGUACCAGGGAAAGGUUUCAGUUGAAUAAGAAAAAGAGGUUUGCUGGGCAUAUUGUGGCAGGUUAUGCUUGCCAAGUAAAUUUCUCACCAGAUGGACGGUUUGUUAUGUCAGGAGAUGGUGAGGGUAAAUGCUGGUUUUGGGACUGGAAGAGUUGUAAGGUUUUCAGGACACUUAAGUGUCAUGAGGGUGUGUGCAUUGGGUGCGAGUGGCAUCCAUUGGAGCAAAGCAAAGUGGCAACCUGCGGCUGGGAUGGCUUGAUUAAGUACUGGGAAAAUUUAAAUGCAGUACACAAGGUUUUCGCCUUCACCGUAGCAAGUUUAAUUGGCCUCAUUCAAAUCAAGCCUUUAGUUGAUACAGACAAACACUUUGUAUUCACAAUCUUUCUUGUUGGUCUGUUCACGUAUGGGUUUGGAACUAUCUUUCAAGCUUGGAGCUCCUUCAAUUCAAUUGUUAGCAAAGUUGGCCUGUUUGCUGUUGGAUCGGCCAUAGUUGCACUUGUCUUUCUCCUUGUCCCAAUUUUUGGUUGGAUUAUUUUAAUCUUAUGGGCCUCCUUAUGCGCAAAAGUAAUAAAUGAUUCGCUUGAAGAGAUUUACCAUUUAAUUAGCAGGCUACGAGAGAGAUUUAACAACAUAAUUGAAAUCAUAAGACGUCGUGUUACAGAAGAGCACAAUAUUUUACCUGUGUGAUUCUUUUUUGAGAUAAUGUAGCUCUUUAGCUACAUAUCGAUUGUAAAUGUGCUAUUUUGUAUAGUUACCAUUAAAAUAAAAAUAUUAUUUAAUUUCAGUGUUA